GCAGCUGUUUACCGAGGACGCGAGUGCGGUCGUAAUUUGUCGUAUUUGUGCCGUGCGUCGUUCGCAGCUGUAGUUGUUGUCGCCUAUCGAACAUCCCCCGUCCCACGGUUCAUUCAAGAUUCGUAUCUUUUCCGACGGACAACCCUCCACCGUCUAAAACGUGACAGUUUCGUCUUUACUUUUGAGUGAUAAUAAUUAUUGUACGUCGGUGUCGUCGGUCGCGUUCUUCUCAACGUUCCAAACAAGCAACGUUAUUGCGUUAUUAUUUAUUAUAAUAUUAACGCUAUCAUCAGGUCGGGCGCGGUAGGCGUGUAAGAUUUUUAAAGAAAAUUCGCGAUUAUAAGAAAAUACUCGAUCUUUCACACGUAUACUGUCUCGCGCGCACGCUCAGGCACUCGCCAACAGCAGAUAAUAAUAUUACGUCGUGAUUAAUAAUAAAAAUCUAGGUAGUGCGUGUGGUUUUUUGUUAUUAAUUUCUCGACUACUCGUCACCUCGUCAGUGUGAUACCAGGUCGUGUCGCUGUCGUUUCGCGUUUGCGUAUUCGCUUGCCCCGUGUGACGCAAUCGGCCGAGUAUUUUCUUUUCUACGUCGCCGCUGAUUCGGUUUUACGAACAUCCGUUGCCGACGAGUUAUUCUAUUUUUCUUCCAUUCCUGAUUGGAUUUCCGGCUAGACGAGACUAUCGACGACGACCAUGUCGCUGAACACUGCUCACGUCCAAGGUGGCGGUUGCCUAAUACACGCUGGCGAAUGCAUUAUUUUAUUUACUGAUGCUGUUACAAUUGACUUUCAUGGCCAGGAUGGCAGAGCAUUUCAUGGUUCAAAAGUAGGAAAACUGUUUUUAACUACUCAUCGUUUAAUUUUUAUCAACAAAUCUGACAAAGAUGAGCUUUUAUCAUUUAGUAUGCCUUUUGUUACUCUCAAAGAUGUGGAAUUGGAACAACCAGUAUUUGGUUCAAAUUAUAUAAAAGGUAAAGUACGUGCUCAACCUAAUGGAAACUGGGUUGGUGAAGCAAAAUUCAAAUUGAUAUUUAAAAAGGGAGGUGCUAUUGAUUUUGGAAGAGCCAUGUUAAGAGCUGCAUCAAUGGCUAAUAGUAACUACCCUCAAAUGGAUAAUCCACCAGCCUACGCACCACCUGAAGGUCCAUACUAUAUGGCUGAUGUUCCAUACGGUGUACCUCCUCCUGGCUACUAUGGAUGGAUGCCUUCAACUGCUGCUUUCCCAGAUGCACCACCUCCUCAAUCUGUCUAUAGAACUGAUAUGCCUCCACCAUAUCCAGGUAUUAUUGGUUUUACUGGUAAUCCAGGUUAUGCAAGCGCUCCACCUGCACAAACAGCUCCACCUCCACAACUUUUUAACGGACAAGAUGCAAAAGCAGCAGAAGCAGCACAAAGUGCAUACUUUGAUCCCAACCGACCACAAAUGGCUUAUGUCCCACCACCAUCAUACUAUGAACUUCCUCCACCUUACAAAGAAUCUGAAAAUAAGAAGAAUGAUUAAAAUUACAAAAAAAAAAAAAACAUGUUUAUGUCUACAUUCCAUUGAUUGUUUUGUAUAAUUUUAUUGUUUUUUUUUUUUUUUUUAAAGUGGUAUUGAAACAUGCAAGAUCUUUGUGAUUAUACUGUAUGAUUUCAACAGUUUAUUUAUCUUAGUCAAUAUGGGGAUAAUUACCAUCACAUUUAAUCAUACUUAAGAAAUCGCUCAUUAAUUUUUUUUUAAAAUUUUUUUUUAUAAAAUGAUGCUAGAUAACUUAACAAAACUAGUAAAAAUAUCAAAGAAAAAGUUGAAAAUGAUGUUUUAAAAUCUCAUGUGUUUCUGAGCUAGACAUUAAUUUAGUACCUAUUUAAAACAUACUUUUAGUCAUGUAAUGUCUUUAUUUGUGUAUUCCAAGUAUGUCAUCUUCAUGUUAACACAUUAUCAAUAAUUUUCAUAUUACACAAUGUCCACUAUGUGUGCUGUUAUAUUCACUAUUAAGAGAAAAUCCUACUAAUUAUUGUUUUUGUAAAUAUUUUUCAUUAAAUAUGUAUUUUUACAAAUUCUGUUGAAUAAUUUUAGAUUUCAUAGAUUUCUUACAAUAUUUUACUCUGUUGUGUAAGAGAUGUUUAUUGUAUUUUACCUAUGGGCGAUUUCUAUUAUAUCUACAUAGUUAUUUUAUUCAAAUAUUAUACUAUUUUUAUACGCUUAUUUUUGUUUCAUUUCAUUUAGUUAUAGAAAAAACAUUAUAUUCUUCAUAAUAAAAAUUAACAGAAAUAUUUUAGUUUUAUUUGACAUUGUAAAUUAUUUUCUUAUGUGAUUUUGGUGUACAAGGUUACUACCGAGCAUUAUUGCAUUAAUAAUAAUUUACCUCUUGGCUGCGGUGCUGUUGGAUUACAUAUUAAAUUCCUAAUGAGGCAACAAAUGAAGAAAUUUAUUUAAUUAAUAUUAUAAUUAUUAUAUUUUGAAAAGUUAUAUUUUAUUAUACAAUGAUAUAUAAAUAUAAUAUAUAGAAUCAAAUGUA
Molecule: messenger RNA, 2497 nt
Organism: Aphis gossypii (cotton aphid)
Lineage: Eukaryota; Metazoa; Arthropoda; Insecta; Hemiptera; Aphididae
Gene: Wbp2
Product: WW domain-binding protein 2
Exons: 7
Coding region: 694-1500 (268 amino acids)
Biological process (GO): positive regulation of DNA-templated transcription
Cellular component (GO): nucleus
Molecular function (GO): transcription coactivator activity; chromatin DNA binding
Source: RefSeq, a predicted model, not a curated record